AUGGAUGCCUUCUCCGGCUACAACCAGAUCAGAAUGGCGCCUGAAGACCAAGAACACACGGCCUUCCUCACCGAUCUGGGGGUGUAUUUCUACAAAGUCAUGUCGUUUGGGCUCAAGAACGCAGGCACCACCUACCAGAGGGCCGUGAACAAAAUGUUCGCCGCACAAAUCAGACGGAACGUCGAAGUCUAUGUCGACGACAUGAUCGUCAAAAGUCACAUGGCGGCAGACCACCUGACCGACUUGGCCGAAACAUUCUCCACACUCCGGAAGUAUGGCCUGCGGCUAAACCCGGAAAAAUGCGCCUUCGGCAUCAGUUCGGGAAGGUUCCUCGGAUUCGUCGUGCAUGAAAGAGGAAUCGACAUAAAUCUGGAAAAGUGUGAAGAGGCUUUUGGACAAGUCAAGCGGCACUUGGCCAACCUUCCCCGCCUUGCUUCGGUCACUCUCCGGGAAAAGCUCAGCGUUUACUUGGCCGCCUCCCAGCACGCAGUCAGCUCCGUCCUAACCAAGGAAGUUUCCGGAGAACAACUACCGGUCUACUACGUCAGCCACGUCUUGAACGGACCCGAGGAGCGGUAUCCGCCACUUGAAAAGCUCGCUUUGGCGCUCGUGCUGGCGUCCCGGAAACUACGCCCUUACUUCCAAGCUCACACGAUUGAGUUCGACAUACAUUACGUUCCAAGGACUGCCAUCAAAACCAAGUCCGUAGCCGACUUCAUCAUGGAACUGGCUGAAGGCGGGAAUGGAAGUCCCGAGCAGACAGAGGAGGCCUGGGACUUGCAUGUGGACGGCUCGACUACCUCCAGCAGCGCCGGCGCGGGGUUGGUACUCUCAACUCCCGACGAACGCUCGUUCGAACGCUCCCUCCGCUUCGGGUUUCGGGCCACUAACAAUGAAGCCAAAUACGAGACGCUCCUGGCAGGACUCAAGCUGGCCCUUGAAAUGCAAGUAGACGUCAUCCGCGUCUUCACUGACUCGCAACUCGUCGUCGAGCAACUUAGCGGUGGGUACGAAGCCAGGGAACCGACCAUGGCAAGGUACCUGGCAGAGGUAAAAAGCCUAGCCUCCAACUUCUCCUGCUUCACGUUAUCUAAGGUGCCGAGGAGCCAAAAUGAACGAGCCGACGAAUUGGCGAAGAUGGCUUCGGGACUGGACCACGGAAAUCGCUCCGGGGUUGAAGAUCUCCCAUUCUGCACCAUCUCAGUUUUGUCUGUAACUCCGGCCAAAGCGUGCACCACGUGGGUACAGGAGAUGCUGCUCUUCAAACACAACGGGAUCCUUCCUGACGACGAAGCCACGGCGCACCGCAUUCGCCGAACGCAAACAUGGUAUUCCGAGGUGAACGGACGGCUCUACAAACGGUCCUUCUCACAGCCCUUGCUGCGAUUCCUCGAGCUUGGCGAAGCGAAGGCAGUCCUCGCCAAGGUCCAUGAGGGGAUCUGUGGGGAGCAUAUCGCUACUCGAACCUUGGCCUACAAAAUCCUUCGUCAAGGAUACUACUGGCCCACCAUGUCCCGAGACGCUAGAAUCUACGUGCAGCGAUGCGGGCCCUGCCAGAGGCAUGCCCGAAUGCCCAAGCAGCCGAUGGUCCCCCUGUCCCCCAUCGACUGCGCAUGGCCAUUCGCGCAAUGGGGAUUGGACCUCCUCGGCCCUUUUCCACUAGCAUCGGGGCAACGACGAUAUAUCAUCGUGGACGUGGAUUACUUCACCAAGUGGACCGAAAAAAACAUCGUGACUCGAUUUGGCUUGCCGGAGGCCAUCAUCACGGAUAAUGGAUCCCAGUUCACCAGUGCUCGGUUCCAGGAGUUCUGCGCGAGCUACGGGAUUCAACUAAGGUUCAGCUCUGUGGCCCAUCCCCAGACAAACGGGUUAGCCGAAGUUACCAACCGAUCUAUUCUAAAUGGACUCAAAAGGAGAGUGUCAACGACCCAGUCAGCUUGGGUGGACGAGCUCCCCAGUAUUCUGUGGUCCUUGCGGACCACCCCCAAGGCCGCGGCCGGAGAAUCCCCCUACAGCCUCUCAUUUGGGACCGAGGUUGUCUUGCCUCCCAAGAUGGUUUUCCCCACCCUGAGGACAGCAAGCUAUGAUGAACGAGUUUCGACCCAGGGACUGCGAGCCGAUCUCGAUCUGCUCGAGGAAUGA
Messenger RNA from Musa acuminata AAA Group (dessert banana), 2142 nucleotides. RefSeq lists its product as uncharacterized. Gene Ontology annotation, biological process: DNA integration. The transcript has 4 exons. Bases 1 to 2142 code for a protein of 713 amino acids. The record is from RefSeq and is a predicted model, not a curated record. Gene Ontology annotation, molecular function: nucleic acid binding; RNA-DNA hybrid ribonuclease activity. Lineage: Eukaryota; Viridiplantae; Streptophyta; Magnoliopsida; Zingiberales; Musaceae.